This is a messenger RNA of Purpureocillium lilacinum, 1119 nucleotides long. RefSeq lists its product as uncharacterized. Gene Ontology annotation, molecular function: 2-oxoglutarate-dependent dioxygenase activity. The record is from RefSeq and is a predicted model, not a curated record. Gene Ontology annotation, cellular component: cytoplasm. NCBI's taxonomy places the organism in Eukaryota, Fungi, Ascomycota, Sordariomycetes, Hypocreales, Ophiocordycipitaceae.
AUGGCUCCCUCCGUCGUCGAGACGACCACCACCACGACCCGGCCUGUGCCGGCGUACAAGCUGCACGUCGGCAACUACAAGGAGAUUGACGCCCACAACGUCGACCGCGAGACGGAGACGGGCGAGAACGGCGCCAAGUAUCCUCACUACCUCCCCACAUGGAACCGCGAGCAAAAGUGGCCUGCCCUGGAGCCCUAUGAGCACUACGAGCACGGCAAAGACGCCGACACGACCUUCCCCAACUUGCUCCCCUCGUCCGUCUCCGUCACGCACCUGACGCCCUCCAUCGGCUCCGAGGUCAAGGGCAUCCAGCUCUCGUCGCUCACCAACGCCGGCAAGGACGAGCUCGCGCGCUUCGUCGCCGAGCGCAAGGUCGUCGCCUUCCGCAACCAGGACUUUGCCGACCUGUCCAUCCCCGACGCCCUCGCCUACGGCUCCUACUUUGGCCGCCACCACAUCCACCCGACGUCGGGCGCCCCCGAGGGCUACCCGGAGGUGCACCUCGUCCACCGCGGCGAGAACGACAGCGGCGCAAAGGAAUUCUUCCAGGCCCGCACCAGCUCCGUCGCCUGGCACUCGGACGUCUCGUACGAGCAGCAGCCCCCCGGCACCACCUUUCUCUACAUCCUGAACAAGCCCGACACGGGCGGCGACACCAUCUUCGUCGACGCCGUGCAGGCCUACAAGCGACUGAGCCCGCUGUUCCAGGAGCGCCUCCAUGGCCUCAAGGCGACGCACUCGGGCAUCGAGCAGGUCAACGCCGCGGCCGCGCGCAACAGCAUCAAGCGCCGCGAGCCCGUCGUCAACGAGCACCCCAUCAUCCGCACCCACCCGGCCACGGGCGAGAAGGCCAUCUACGUCAACCCCCAGUUCACCCGCGAAAUCGUCGGCCUCAAGCGCGAGGAGUCGGACGCCCUGCUCAAGUUCCUGUACGACCACCUGGCGUACGGCGCCGACUUCCAGGCCCGCGUCAAGUGGGAGGAGGGCACCGUCGUCAUCUGGGACAACCGCGUGACGCAGCACAGCGCCAUCGUCGACUGGGAGAACGGCCAGCGGCGGCACCUGGCGCGCAUCACGCCCCAGGCCGAGCGGCCGUACGAGACGCCCUUUGACGGCUGA